Molecule: messenger RNA, 528 nt
Organism: Sinocyclocheilus rhinocerous
Lineage: Eukaryota; Metazoa; Chordata; Actinopteri; Cypriniformes; Cyprinidae
Gene: emc7a
Product: ER membrane protein complex subunit 7a
Exons: 6
Coding region: 1-528 (175 amino acids)
Cellular component (GO): EMC complex
Source: RefSeq, a predicted model, not a curated record
AUGUCCCAAUACCAGAUCAGUCCUGCUUCUUUCCGCAGAGAUGAUGGAAGUUUCACAGUCAGUGACGUUCCAUCCGGAUCGUAUGUUUUGGAAAUCUCAUCUCCAACCUACAGAUUCCAGCCUGUGCGGGUUGACAUCACCACCACAGGGAAGAUGAGGGCUUGUGUGGUCAACUACAUCAAGACCUCAGAGGUGAUCCGACUGCCGUACCCGCUUCAGAUGCGAUGCGUCGGUCUACAUUCAUACUUCAUCCCGCGGGAAACCUGGGGCUGGUCAGAUUUCCUCAACCCGAUGGUUCUCAUGAUGGUUCUUCCUCUUCUGAUAAUCCUUCUUCUUCCUAAAGUCUUCAAUCCUAGCGAUCCUGAGAUGAGACAGGAGAUGGAGCAGUCCAUGAACAUGCUGAACUCCAACCAGGAGCUUCCAGAUGUCUCGGAGCUCAUGACCAAGUUCUUCUCACCACCCAAAAGUCACGGGAAGACAGGAGGCGGAGUCAGAGGCCAUAGGGGUGGAGCUCCGUGUGCAAAAUAG